Molecule: messenger RNA, 4040 nt
Organism: Blastomyces gilchristii SLH14081
Lineage: Eukaryota; Fungi; Ascomycota; Eurotiomycetes; Onygenales; Ajellomycetaceae
Product: chromo domain-containing protein Chp1p
Exons: 5
Coding region: 334-3498 (1054 amino acids)
Biological process (GO): negative regulation of transcription by RNA polymerase II; chromatin organization
Cellular component (GO): pericentric heterochromatin
Molecular function (GO): chromatin binding
Source: RefSeq, a predicted model, not a curated record
GUUGAUAUGUUGAUAUGUUGAUAUGUUGAUAUAUGAAUGAAUGAGGAACCCGCUCUCUACAGGACACUACGCCAAUAGCCCGUCAUUGUAAAGGGUAUCUGCCGCCAUCCCUUCCUCGCUUUUCACAAGCGCAAUUUCUUUGUCUGCGCGUAGAAAGCCGGAAUUCAUCCUUUGACCUGUCAUUCAUGCUCGAUGCGUAGUUGUUCCUUUAUGCUAUAAUGAUACGAAACACGACGCGUCGAAAUCUAUGAUGCGCCGUCCUUUCAUAGCCAUAUACACUAUUGUUUUCUACAUUCUUUUCACUUUAGCGUGGCCAAAAAUUUUGAUUUUGCCAUGACUUCCAAGGAGGCGUCAACUGGAUCCAUAGGCGACGACGAUGACAUUUCAGUCACUUCAACAGUUGGUAGUGAGCCGCGGUCGGAAUAUGAAGUGGAAGCUAUUCUUGCCCAAAAGAGCUUUGCUAACGGUGAUGCAUAUCUGGUAAAGUGGGCUGGCUACCCGCUGGAGAGAGCAACGUGGGAGCCGGAGGAGUCCUUUUGUGAUCCUAGCACCUUGGUGGAAUGGAGGAAGAAAAUUGCGCCUGGAGAACAUCAGCCUUUAGAUGUGGAUGUGGAAGCUCUGGCACGCAGGAUUGAGGAGAUUGAAAACGCGAAACUCGAUAGACAACGCAGGCGUCGAGCGAAGCGGAUUCGCCUAGGUCUCGCGGUGUCCCCUUCAACUGAGAGUUCCGGUGCCGCUUAUGAUAGCCGGGACAGUGACUCUGACCUGGAUGGCUUUAUUGUCGGCGAUGAUGUUGAUGUGGAGGGAGAGAAUGAAGAGGAGGGUUGGCAGUCAUUGCGAAAGAAACCACGACGCUCGUCCAACAGCAAGACAAAACACGGGGCGGCAAUGGCUGCUCCUCCCUCGCUAUCUCACAGCGACCCAAGCAAGUCUCAGGCUUCUGCUUCAAUACGGCCGCCAUCGGCUGAAUUUACGAACAAAAAGAAUAAAUGCGAUGCCACUUCCGCAGCCAGAGCUCCAGCAACUAACCUUCAAUCCACGCAAUCCACGCAAUCCACCAAACUUAUAUCUCCAACAAAGCAAGUACAGACUCCAAAGAAGCUGCAGAAAGCUUCUGAACGUCACGAGGCGCGGCCAAUUUUAAAAUUAAAAACCUCAUCAUCCACUCACCCUUCGUCCCACUCCUGGCUGUCUCCUGCGCAAGGUCAGGCACCUUCAUGCUCAUCACCUAGAGAAUCUGUAAAUGACCAAUCUCAAGUCCCAGGACCCUUGAUCCCCACUGGGCUAGCGAACAGAAGUGUUUCCAUCCGAGCAACAAAAAAAACGGGCUCAAACCCAACGUUUUUCCGCAAUUUGUCCUCUAAAAACAGGUAUGAGAAAGCCAUGCGGCGGGACUUAACACCAGAUAUCAUGCAACUAGAGUUGAGACCUCCAGGCGAAUGGAUUGCAUCCCAGAACAGUACAACUCAAGUUUCUGAAUCGCCAUCAGACUUUCGAAUCUCUCCCAAUUCAGAAAGCUUGUUCGUUGAGCAAGAUCAGCCCCAUCAUGAGGCUAACAAUCGCCGCCAUUCUCAUGAUAGUCCAACCAGAAUCGAUGUGUCAACUGAGGCGAGAAGUGGCUAUCGAUCUAAUCAGGCUCAACACGCUUCGGGGCAACCAUCACAAAAACUCUCCCAUGAAGGCUCUCUUAAUAGUUAUAACUCGGAAACUAGUAUCAUUCGGUCACCCGCAUUUUCUCCACGCGAAACUAGCCCACUUAGACCAAGCCGUCAUGCCACACCAAGAGGAAUACAAGGAACAGGAGGCCGUUUCCGAUUGUUCCAACCGACAGAAGCGCUUGCCCACCUCCGAUUUGGACCAGAGAGUAAGGAAAUAGGCGAUGUCAGGCUGGGAGGCCUAACAAAAACAUCAAUUUGGCAGUUGGUGCUUCUCAAAUCACAAAACAUGAUUGAUAUACAUUUUAAAGAUGUGUGCAACCUUGACCAAUACAGACAAUUAUGUGAUAGGAGGCAAAACAAAAAAUACUGCAAUGGUUACGUACUUGGUUAUGAUGAUACUUCCACGGCAGUUAAUGAACUAGCAGACUACUUGAGUGACAAUCGGUUGGCUGCUUUAUGGUAUCACCCAAAAGACGACAUACCAACGGUCAUCGUAGCCUACGCUUCAGAUUGCCCAGAUUGGAGUUUUUUGAACGGGUCCGACGCGUAUCCGCCUGCGAGGCUCCGCAUUGCGGUACGGAGUGGUCUUGCUCCUGUUAACAGUCUUCGGCCCGUCUCUGCUAAGGGAACACUCUACCAUGCCGGUGAACACAGCGCAGGCGGGGAGGAAAAUCAUUUUAAUAUGAACCCGCAGCCGAUAGAGUCUAUGGCACAGCAACAUGGAAUCCAAUCUUCACUGUCGAAAAUCUUGUCUGCAGCCAAUGGCCCCAUGGAUAUUGUAUCCAUUUUCCGAGAGCGGUUUGGUAUCACUUAUGAUGAGCUCAGCAUUGUGAAUACCUCCCGGACUGCGCGAUCCUUUUACCUGUAUUUCCCGCGUGAGGUGGAAGAUGAGUUUCAACUGGUCCUACUUUUCUUAAAGCACUAUGAUAUGGUUUCCUUUUCAAAUCGCAUCGAGGGUGACUGGGAAAGGUUUGUCAAGACUGUAACAACUGGCACUGUACUGUUCCAUCAGAAGUUCAUCCAUUAUGAAAACCUACAGAUGCUUUCGAAGCUGUUACGGUCUCACGUGAAUGUGUUUAGUAUCUCCCUUGCUGAACCGAUUAAAUAUCUUGGUUACUAUAGCCACCUCCAAAGGCUUUUCCCACAUGGAGGGAUUAUUCUGAUGACAGAGGACUUUAUGUUGAAGGCGCCAAAAGCCGCUUUAAAGGUUCUCACCUGGUUUGGGGUUUAUGUAGGGAGAAAAUUUCCAGGGACAUGGAAGAUGUUUCUACGGCCAAACGUACAGCGUUGGCUGUCUGAUAUUUGCGUGAGCUGGCCAGACGAUACACUUUGGCAAAUGUACCUUACGAUCAAUAGCCUCAUUCCCGAAUAUCCCGUGGGACACUAUAACACUUACCGGCGCGAGGGUUCUCCGGACUCGUUGGAUGGACUCCGUGAUGAUGAGGGCCAGCACCACCCCUUCAUCUCGACACGCGACAUACCGGAUUACGGCUCACGGCGCGAAGAAGAUUACCCGAAUAUCCCCAAGGGGCUGACGCAAGAAGAGAGAGAUGCUGAUCACCUCAUUGAGUAUUUUGCAGGCUACGCGUUGAUCAAUGCGGACAGAUUUCGGCGGUUUGUGGUACUAACCACGCAGAAACCGCAGCCGCGAUGGCAGGCGUGGACUCAUAUUGAAGUCAUGCAUUACCCAGACUUCAAGCGAAAAUUCAUGACUUCCUCCACGCAGGUUAGCGCCAGUAUUAGUAGUGGUGGCAAGGACCGGGGCCGGGACAGGGACCGGAACCGUGACCGUGACCGCGACAAUAAGGGUGAGAAAGUCUCACCGACAAAAUGUACCUAGAUAUAGUUUCAAUGCAAGAUGGGAUGAGAUGGGUACUAGGCAUUCUUUAUGCUGGGAAGCCUGGUUAUUCAGUAUACGGAUCGGAUUGGGGGGGGAUCCAUGCCUUGGUUCGUGAUUUUGUCCUACCUUCUAUGCUUUUGUUUAAUUUUACUUUUCUCAGGCGACUACCAUAUUUAUGCGAUAUGUGUGCUAGUUACGUGCAUACAUGUACGUGCUGUACAGAGGUGUUGAGUUGCUUGCGCUUAUAGCAAUUUCCACAGCAAGAGAACGAAUGGAACGGUGGGAAAGCACCUAAGUAGCACACACACACGAAUACCUAGGUAGCUUAGUUAUGUAGGUAACUAACUAAUGUUCAUGUUGAAUCAUACUAUACUGGCAUAAGUAAAAACUGCAACCCGUGAGAAAUGAAGAGAAUGGUAUGACGAAAUCGACCCAAAACAUACAAGGCGUAAACCCGUAUCAACACUGCAAGUCGUAAAACAAAAAAUGGAAAAUUGAAAACGGACAGAACGAAAUGUGAAACACAUAAAAAAGGGGAACAA